CUCGGUGCGAGUGCUGGAUCAAUGCGAUGCGGGUGUGCGCGUUCGGCAUGUGGCACGUGCCAUUUUCGUCAUUAUCGUCAUCACCAUCGUCAUCGUCAUCGCCAUGAAGCGACAACGUUGCUGUAAUUUUCUGCAACAGCGGCCUACCAAGGCUUGCUCGACCGACGAACAUCAUCAUCAUAAUAAUCCACCGCCAAAUUGGUGUGUCUACCCAGCGGUUGGACUUGUCGCGCUUGGCGCUUAUCUUAACGCCUUGGGCGGGGAUUUUGUUCACGACGAUAUACCCGCUAUUGUGAGGAAUAAAGAUGUGCUCGCGCAGAAUCCUUGGAGCUCACUGUUGAAGGAUGACUUCUGGGGCACCCCCAUGAAUGAUCCAAGUAGCCAUAAGAGCUACCGACCGCUUACUACACUCACAUUUCGAUUGAACUACCUGGCGGCAGGCUUGACACCAUCGUGGUACCACGCGACCAAUGUGGCACUCCAUGCAGCGGCAUGCAUGCUUGUUACCCGAGUCUCGUUGAGCGUUGCAGCGCUGAGGCCUGGGUUCGCUGCCCUGACCGGCCUCCUCUUCGCUACUCAUCCCAUUCAUACUGACGCGGUGACGGGAAUCGUCGGCAGAGCUGACGUGCUUGCCUGCAUUUUCUUCUUGCUGUCUUUUCUAGCUUAUCACGGUCAACCGUCGUUCUAUGUGUGGAGUAGCAUUGGCUUUGGUGCAUUUUCGAUGCUCGCUAAAGAGACUGGCGUUACCGUGCUGCUGCUCAAUCUUCUCUACGACUUUUUUCGCUCUUGGCAUCCGAUUAAAAGAUCUAUCCUCGAGGCGAGGUGGAACGACGAGUCGCGGCUGUUCACCCGGCGAGCCGCAACUCUACUUGUCUCGCUGAGCAUACUUCUAGUGGUGAGACUGGCCUUGUUGCACGGUGCAUUACCCAAAUUCUCGCCGCAGGAUAAUCCGGCUGCCUUUCAUCCCUGCUUUCAUGUGAGGCUGCUGACAUUCUGUUACUUGGCGGCAUUGAACUGCUGGCUGAUGCUGUGUCCGGCCACGCUCUCGCACGACUGGCAGAUGGGUUCGGUUCCUCUGGUCGCAUCCCUAGCGGACGCCAGAAACUUGGCGACGUGCCUUUUCUUCGGCGGCUGCCUCGUGCUCACCUACAAGGCCUUCAGCGACUUCGAGCAACAGAGGCAUCCGCCACUCAUCCUCGGAUGGAUGUUUCUCGUAUUGCCCUUUCUGCCGGCUUCCAAUCUACUCAUUACUGUUGGAUUUGUCAUCGCUGAGCGAGUUUUGUAUAUUUCAAGCAUCGGCUGGAUACUGCUGGUAGCUUACGGAGCUCAGAUUACGUGGACAGCGAUCCCGCGUCGAAGAGGUAUUAUUACUGGUGGUAUAACACUGCUGCUGAUUCUCGGAUGUUGUCGCACUAUUUUGAGGAAUCGCGACUGGAGCUCCAGGGAAACCUUACUCAGGUCAGGCUUGCGAGCGCUACCGGACAACGCGAAGAUGCACUACAACUUCGCCAACUUUCUAAGGGAUACGUCUCAACCACACCGAGCGAUCCUCCACUACCAGCUGGCACUCUGGCUAUGGCCAACAUACGCGAGCGCACACAACAAUCUAGGCACCUUGACAGCGGGCGACCAAGCAGAGAAGCACUUUCUGGCAGCCAUUCAGGCUCAGCCAGGCCAUGUGAACGCGCACUACAACCUCGGCCAACUGUACAGGAGAACAAAUAGGACCGAGGAAUGCAUACAGAUGUUACGCAAGUGUGUACAACUGGAUCCAGCCUAUACACCAGCUUACCUUGUGCUCGCUCGUAUGACAAGCGGACCAUCGGCUGGGUCUUUGCUAAGGCACGUUGUAACAUUACAACCCAGAAAUUCAGAUUUUCUGGCUGAGUAUGCCAACUGGCUUUAUCAGAAUGGCAAGUGGCUUCCCGCAUUGAAGUACUACCUCGAGGGCAUGUCUCUGUCACCGACGCACCGUAGCUCGCUUCUUGGUGCUGCACGGAUACUGAGGUCUCGAGGCCAAUGGCCACGAGUGCAUCAACUCAUUACCAGAUGGCACAUCAUGCUACGCGCUCGUCAAGGCAGUUUCAUCUACCGCGGCGAUUUGUACAUCCAAGCAUGGCAAUUACAACACGAGUCUCGACAACGUAGCUACGACCACCACAAUCAACAAAAUCUUUGCUUACUGGAAAACGGUUGCGAGUCGCGACCAAGAGUGGCUCGCGUCCCCGUGCAAGAUAGCAACAAAUCCGAGCAACUCGAGCGAUCAUCAGGACGUUGUGGUGUACGUUCCUGCAGUCCACGUCAGAGGAAAAGUGCGUUACUCGUGCAGAAUCUUCUGGAAACACUCUAAAGGUUACGCGCCUGUGUAUUGUCGCGCCACACGUACGCUCGUACUACUUUGCUUUCUCUACUUCUCCAUCUUCCCAUCCCUAGUUAUUACUUUUUGCGGGCGAAAGUGUGUUGCUUACUGCUGUUUUUUUUACCUGUAAAGACAACUCUUUUUUUAUUUCAAAACUAUUGAUAACAAAAUGUAUGAUAUGGAGAGAGCAGGUGUAUUUUAUAAUAACUUAGCGAUUUACAUGGGAUUUUAUAGUUGUGAUAACGAUCAAUAUCAAAAAAAGUUACCAAUAGCCUUUUAGAUUAACCAAAUGAUGAAGUUUUAGAAUAUGAAGGUUUCCCAGAUUUCAGUAAUCGACAUGGGAUUGCGUUCGAAUAUCCUUUUACGUAAUACGUCAUUUUUAAUCAAUUUAAAAAGCAUCGUGUUUACCUAUACGCAUAAGACUUCUAAAGAUGAUCAACAACAGCAUGUAAUUAAAUGAUACAGCAUAAAGAUUAAAAAUCAAAAAUCUGACUUGUUUGCAAAUAAUAGCUAGCGAAUUAAUAUAUUAUAAAGAAAAAUAAAAUAGUAAUUAAUACACUCCCCUCAGCGAAUAAGGGCUUUUUGGGAGAAAAUUCUACUUGAAAAAGUACACACAUUAUAUAUAUAUAUACAACUUUGAUAUGGAUAAAGAGUCAGCCGCUGGCGUGUAAACAGGUGUUGUACGAACGACAAUGUAAAUAUAUUUUUUGGCUGAGCGCGGCGGCGCUGUUUGUGUUUCUAUCUUCUUUUUCCUUCUCCUUUAUUCUUCUUCUUCCUCUCAACGUAUACGCGUGCCUCGAGGCAAUCGCUUGUGGGAUGCGCGGAAGAUGCAGAGUAUAAUAUAUUAUUUUUCACUCGUAUACAUAGGAAGCGCAUGCAUGUACUAGUUUUUCCGAAACAAUAAAGUUCAAGCAGCGAGAUUAAAGAAAUAUAAUCUCCUCACGAAGGAAUUUUCAAGAGAGGAAUUGUAAAGAUAUUUCAGAAUAAUGUGCUUAUUUAUUGUACAUUUAAGGUGCCAAUUUCUUCGUGGAUGAUAUAAUAUUGAUUCGGUGUAUGAAAAAACACACGUAAUCGAGCACACACAUACACUUUUUUCUUUAAUCGAACGAGCUUCAAACAACCCAAUGACGUCGCUUUCUUAAUUUCACUUGAUUCGAGAAAACAAUUGAGUGCGAAUUCGUUCACGUUGAGUGUGCAUUUUUUAUGUUAACUCUCUAAUAAUAUGUAUCUAUUACGUUACGCUUUCCUCUUAUUCCUCUUAAGUCAACAAUCGCACACGUCUUUUCGUUUUCUUGCUUCACUUUGACAUCGAACGAGACGUCGUUGGGAUGAAUACGAUAGAAGACCAAAAGAAAAGAAAAAUAAGCAACAAGACAAACAGUACGGGGAAAUAAUAAUAAUAACAAUAAUGAUUAAAGAAAAAGAAAAAAAAUGUAUAUACAGGUAAACAGAAUUACAUCGAAAUAAAAAAUAACGCGCAUCGCUUUAUUAUAACGUUUUCUCCUUUCUUUGUAUUAUAUCUUUCAAAGUUGAAGCUAAGAUUUGACGAUUGUCAAAACUCUGAUGGUUAACUAAUUGCGAAAACUGAGCGAUGAGU
Molecule: messenger RNA, 3956 nt
Organism: Phymastichus coffea
Lineage: Eukaryota; Metazoa; Arthropoda; Insecta; Hymenoptera; Eulophidae
Product: protein O-mannosyl-transferase TMTC1-like
Exons: 15
Coding region: 104-2350 (748 amino acids)
Biological process (GO): protein O-linked glycosylation via mannose
Molecular function (GO): mannosyltransferase activity; protein binding
Source: RefSeq, a predicted model, not a curated record